Molecule: messenger RNA, 2260 nt
Organism: Gasterosteus aculeatus aculeatus (three-spined stickleback)
Lineage: Eukaryota; Metazoa; Chordata; Actinopteri; Perciformes; Gasterosteidae
Product: Golgi reassembly-stacking protein 1
Biological process (GO): Golgi organization
Cellular component (GO): Golgi apparatus
Molecular function (GO): protein binding
Source: RefSeq, a predicted model, not a curated record
UCCGCUACGUUCGACUGUUUUGGACUGCAAACAAGAUGGCCGCGGACUGUCAACCGUAAUAGUUCUCACACUUUUGUUAUUUUCCGAUGUUAUAAGGUGAUAUUUGAAGGUUCCUGGCAGAAAUGGGGCUAUCACAGAGUUCAGAAGUGACCGAAGGAGGGACGUAUGGAUACCACGUGCACGGGGUGCAGCCCAACUCCCCGGCCCAGAUGUGCGGGCUGCAGCCGUUCUUUGACUUCAUCCUGUCGCUGGACAACAAGAGACUUAAUGAAGAAAGUGACCUGCUGAAGGACGUCCUGAAGGCCAACACGGAGAGAGCGGUGAUGAUGCAGGUGUACAGCACUAAAACCACCAGGCUCCGAGAGCUGGAGGUGAUGCCCAGCAGCCUGUGGGGAGGACAGGGCCUGCUAGGGGCCAGCGUUCGCUUCUGCAGCUACUAUGGAGCCAAUGAGAAUGUCUGGCAUGUUCUGGACGUUGAAGCAAAUUCCCCUGCUGGCUUGGCAGAGCUUCAGCCACACAGUGACUACAUCGUCGGAGCAGAUCAAGUGUUGCAAGAUUCGGAAGACUUCUUUUCGCUGAUUGAGGCCCACGAAGGGAAGCCGCUGAAGCUGCUGGUGUACAACACAGAAACCGAUGCCUGCAGAGAGGUGGUGGUCACACCAAACGGGGCGUGGGGCGGAGAGGGCAGUUUGGGCUGCGGCAUCGGUUAUGGCUACUUGCACCGAAUCCCAGCUCUACCUGAUGUUUCCACGGGAAAGAAUCACACGCCUGCUCCUGAGGAGGAGCCCGUCCCGGAGCUGCCCACCCACGGGUUCACAGAGGCACCAUUGAUGGCGCCUUCCAGUCAAAGUGUGGAUGUGUUAGACCUUCAGCAGGAAGCUCCUCUACCUCCCCCCAUACAGAGGGUCAUGGACCCCGGUUUCUCACAGUCAAAAGUGACCGUGACAAACUCCGAACCGGCAAACCUGACGGACAGACUGGAUCUGUCCAUGUCGUCCAUCGACAUGACCAACACCUUUCUGACUAUGCAUGAGGAGAAAGAAGGAGAGAUCUCUGGUGUUGAGGAGCUGGAGGACAGCGUGCUGCUUUCGUCGUCGGUGGACAGUCAGGCUGAGCCACAGGAGCUGAGCUCCCAGACGGCCGAGGAGCACGCCUCCACGGACACUUUGUCUGAUUCAGGCGUGCCGCCAGCGGAACUGUCCCACCUGGUCACAGAGUCCACGGACCCCAGCGGCAGCCAAAGUCCGCCCACGCGUGACUCGUCCGAGCCCCCCGGCCCGGCGGAGGAUUCUCCUGCGCGGGCCAGCGAGGACGCCACGUGGCCGGCGGAGGAGCCUGCAGAGCCUCUGGAUGCAGCGGACCACUGCAGCCACGAGAGCGCCGGGGAGGAGUGAGGCGGCAUCAGGCCGAGCGUAGAGUGAACUUGACAAUCACCGUUUGUUUUCUAAAGGAACACCGUAGGAUAUACUGGACAGACGGAGGGAAAGGCUCUCUAAUUUCAUCAUUUUAACAAUAGACGUACCGGUUUGUUACACUACAGGAACCAGCUAAAGCGUAAAUACUAUGUAGGAAUAUUUCUUUUAAUGUCAGUAGGAAUUUAAUUUUGCUCACCAAGAUGUUUCUAAUGUCAAACAUUUUUUCAUGCUUGGUGCCAAAUUAGAUCACUGGUUGGAAGACCUUUGUGUGAUGAAUACUUGAACGCUUCCAAAGACAAACGUUUGGUGCAGCGGAGCACAGCUGGUCUUGAGGAUUUCCCCCAUUAGAGCUUUUAAAAUGUAAGUAGUUUAUGGCCCAUGUGUUGGAUUUCUAAGUAUUGGUCUAAGGGAGAUGUUUGUCUACUUUUACCGCCUGCAGAUCGUAGAUGUUUUUAAUUCUAGAAUUCAUGAGGCCACUGAACCCUUUGACAUCUUUAAUUUGAUUUAUUCAGCCAAUCAGUAUGUGAGGUUUGAAAAAUGAGUUUAUGGUUUAGUUACUAGAAUUAUGUCACAUUCAACACUAUUUAGACUUAGUUUAAUUUUGCGACCUAUGCAACAUUCCAGCAGUGAACCUGUUGAGUAAUUGUUUCCUUUAGUCUUUCUAGGGUCUUUAAGGGUUUCCGUGUCUAAGUAGGUGCUCGUGUAUAAAAUAAUGGAAAAUAUUUUUUGCAGAUAUUUUAUCAAUUAAUUGUAUGUUUUAUUAGGAAUGAGUGUAGUCUUUUGAUGAAUGUGAGAUGGAUGAAUCUUUGACGAUCAUAUCAACUGACUAAAAAAAAUUAAAAUUG